This is a messenger RNA of Cuculus canorus (common cuckoo), 4728 nucleotides long. Its product is annotated as von Willebrand factor C and EGF domain-containing protein. NCBI's taxonomy places the organism in Eukaryota, Metazoa, Chordata, Aves, Cuculiformes, Cuculidae. Gene Ontology annotation, molecular function: protein binding; calcium ion binding. The record is from RefSeq and is a predicted model, not a curated record. The transcript has 21 exons. The coding region runs from base 10 to 2730 and encodes 906 amino acids. Gene Ontology annotation, biological process: cellular response to virus. Gene Ontology annotation, cellular component: cytoplasm.
GCCACGCUCAUGACCAUGAUGGAGUCACUUUGGCCAAGCGAGCCAACCUUGCACUCCCCGCUCUCGCCUCCCUCCACCCCCCGCAUUGUUCCCAGCCCUUGCGGAUGGGAGGAGGAGCAGGGCCAAGGGCCAGCAUGCGGUAGGCGCCCCGUGCCGCGAGGCAGGCGGGAAGGCAGGCAGGAAGGCAGGCGCUGGGAAGCAUCCCGCUGGCUGGAGCCGCCUGUCAUGUUGGUCGAGCUGCUCUUCCAAGCUGCCUGUGUGUCCCUGUUCUUCCCGAGUUGCCAGGGCAGAGUGUAUCCCGGGAGGAAGAAGCCGGCCAGCUUUGCUGUAGAGAGGCGCCGUGUGGGGCCCCACGUCUGCUUCUCGGGCUUCGGCAGCGGAUGUUGUCCCGGGUGGAUGCUGUCCCCAGGCAGUGGGCAGUGCACCCUGCCCCUCUGCUCCUUCGGCUGCGGCAGUGGCUUCUGCAUCGCUCCCAACCUGUGCUCGUGCCCAGAUGGAGAGCAAGGCAUCACCUGCCCAGAGUCCGCAGGAACAUGUGGGGAGUACGGCUGUGACCUCUCCUGUAACCAUGGUGGGUGCCAGGAGGUGGCUCGCGUCUGCCCCCUCGGCUUCUCCAUGGUGGAGACGGCCAAUGGCAUCCGCUGCACCGACAUCGACGAGUGCCUGAGCGCUGCCUGUGAAGGUCUCUGCGUCAACACUGAAGGCGGCUUCGUCUGCGAGUGCGGCCCCGGCAUGCAGCUCUCCGCUGACCGCCACAGCUGCCAGGAUACAGAUGAGUGCCUGGCCACGCCGUGCCAGCAUCGCUGCAAGAACAGCAUCGGCAGCUACCGCUGCUCCUGCCAGCCUGGCUACCACCUACACGGGAACCGGCAUUCCUGCGUGGAUGUCAACGAAUGCCGGUGGCCAGGAGAGCGCCGAGCCUGCCAGCACACCUGCCACAACACGCCGGGCAGCUUCCUCUGCUCCUGCCGCCCUGGGUACCGGCUCAGCAGUGACAGGGUCUCCUGUGAAGGUUACCCCAAGUCCAUCCUGGCCCCAUCGCCCAUCCUGCAGUCCCUGCAGCAUCCACCCACCCUCGUCCUGCUUCCUCCUGGCUCUGGGGGACCCCUCCUGGUCCCCAGGGGCUCCCCCUCGCCCCAGUUCCCUGCUGCAGCUCCUGGUACCCAACUCCCUUCUUCUCCUCCCGCCGUGGCAUCCCCGGCCACCGAGCCGUCCCCGACAGCUGUCGGAACCCCUGGUACCUCCACCCCAUCAGCCCCUUCUUGCUGGUACCGAGGGGCCCCCCGAGAGCCUGGCACUCUCUGGAUGGAGCCGGGAUGCCUGCAUUGUACCUGCCAGGGGGGACAAGUGCUGUGUGAGGCUGUGAGCUGCUCGGUGCCCUGCUCCCACCCGCUGCCCGCCCCGGCCGGCGGCUGCUGCCCCAGCUGCACAGGCUGCCUGCACCAAGGGGUGGCGCGGGCUGAGGGCGACGUCUUCUCUCCAUCCGAUGGGAACUGCACUGUCUGCAUCUGCCUGUCCGGCAACGUCUCCUGCAUCUCCCCCGAGUGCCCCCUGGGCUCCUGCCCCAGCUCCUCACCACCCGAUUGCUGCUCCUGCCAGCCAGCAAAGUGCAGUUUUCGGGGCCGCACGUACGGGCACGGUGCCCGCUUCAGCCUGGAUGGGGACGACUGCACCACCUGUGUCUGCAGGGGCGGUGAGGUGGAGUGCUCCUUUGCCCCCUGCCCUGUGCUCGACUGCCCCCAGCACCAGCGGCACCUGAGCCCCGGGCAGUGCUGCGUCACCUGCCGGGAGCCCCCAGCCCCGACUGGUUGCUUCAUGGAUGACAAUGGUGUGGAGUUUCCGGUCGGACAGAUCUGGUCUCCAGGUGAUCCCUGUGAGUUAUGCAUCUGCCAGGCAGACGGCUCGGUGAGCUGCAAGCGGACAGACUGCGUGGAGACCUGUCCCUACCCCAUCCUCAUCCCUGGGCAGUGCUGCCCCGACUGCUCAGCAGGCUGCAACUACAUGGGAAGGAUCUUCUACAACAACGAGACCUUCCCCUCUGUCCUGGACCCCUGUCUCAGCUGCAUCUGCUUGCUGGGCUCGGUGGCCUGUUCGCCCGUGGACUGUGCCAUCUUCUGCACCUACCCCUUCCACCCCGAGGGCGAGUGCUGCCCUGUCUGUAACGACUGCAACUACCAGGGGAGGAAGGUGGUGAACGGGCAGACCUUCAUCCCUGAGGGACAGCCCUGCACGCGCUGUACCUGCCAGCUCGGGGAGGUGAACUGCGAGCAGAGGUCGUGUCCCCACUCCUGCGCAGAGCCCACCGCGCUGCCCCCCGCCUGCUGCCCUCCCUGCCAAGCCACAGAUGCUCAGCUCCUGCUGCAGAUCAGCCACCGGUCCCCAUCCCUGUCCCCACCCCACGAGGACUCACUCGCUGUCACCUGGCAUCCCAGCACCCCAAGAUCAACCCGUCCACCUCUUCACCGCCUGGUCCAGCUCCUGCUCCCCAGAACAGCCCCUCCUGACCGCUCUCCGGGUAGCAAAGAGGAUGAGGAGCCCCCUCCGAGCACACAGAACCCCUCCGGGCAUCCAUCGGCAGCUGGUCAUCCCACCUCUGAGCCCCCAGAGCCCCCAGUUCCACCAGUACCCCCCAGUUUGAGCCCUGAGGCUCAGGACCCCCAUGAGAAUGUGGAUCCCUCCACCAUGCCACCGGCCAGUGGGGAGAGCCCCGGGGGGCACAUGGUUCCCUAAGGCCCUGGUGCCAUGUGUGCCUGGUGAGGAGUGAGGAGGAGGAGGAGGGGAAUGAAGAGGAGGAUGGGGAUGAGGAGGAGAGGAGGAGGGGUGUGCAGGACCAUCAGGUCUGGCUCACCAGGCCCUUGGGAUGGUGGGUGGCUGGGGAUGGGGUGCCAAUGAGAAGACACAGUGGGCAAACAGCAUCCCUACUCCCAUGGGUCCAUCCCCGUUCCCAUGGGUACAUCCUGACUCCCACGGGUCCAUCCUCACUCUCACAAGUUCAUCCUGAUUCCCAGGGGUGCAUCCCCACUCCCAGGGGUCUAUCCACACUCCCAUUGCUGCAUCCCAGCUCUCAGGAGUCCAUCCCCGCUUCCAGGGGUCCAUCUGCUCUCCAACGGGUCCAUCCCAACUCCCAUGGGUGCAUCCCCUCUCCCAUGGGUCCACCCCUGCUCCCAGGGAUCCAUCCCCAAUCCCAGGGGUCCAUCCCAACUCCCAUGGGUGCAUCCCCUCUCCCAGGGAUCCAUCCCCACUCCUAGGGGUGCAUCCCCGCUCCCAUGGAUCCAUCCCCACAGAGAUGAUGCGAGGGCUGGAGUACCUUCUGUCCAAGGCCAGGCUGAGAGAGUUGGGGUUGUUCAGCCUGGAGAAGAGAAGGCUGCAGGGAGAGCUUAGAGCAGCUUCCAGGACUGAAAGGGGCUCCAGGACAGCUGAGGAGAUGCUCUGGAUCAGGGAGUGCAGGGACAAGUGGAAGGGUUUGUAGCUAGAAGAGGGGAGAUGGAGAUGAGAUCUUCACGCUUUGCUGUGAGCGUGGGGAGGCCCUGUCCCAGGUUGCCCAGAGCAGCGGUGGCUGCCCCAUCCUUGGAGGUGUUGAAGGCCAGGUUGGAUGGAGCUUGGAGCCCCUGAUCCAGUGGGAGGAAUUCCUGGUAUUGGAACUGGAUGGGUUUAUCUCCUUUCCCACCCAACCCAUUCCUUGACUCUAUGACCUCUCCCCAUCGCUGCCAGCUUGAGGACGUGAGCUGUGAACAGAGGUCGUGUCCCCACUCCAAUGCGUCCACCCAGCUCCCAUGGGUGCAUUCUGACUCCCAGGGGUCCAUCCCCAUUCCCACAAGCGCAUCCUGACUCCCAGGGGUUCAUUCCUACUCCCAGGGAUGCAUCCUCGCUCCCAUGGGUCCAUCCCCACUCCCAGGGCUCCAUCCCCACUCCCAUGGGUGCUCGGGCACUGCCUCCCUCAGGCAGAGGCUGUGUGGAUCCCAUCUACCUCAAGGUUCUGAGGUCCUCCAGCCCCUCACCGCCCCACUGAGGCAGGACUGGGAGGCAGGAUCAGCCCCAUCACCACCUUCCCAGCUCUCCAGGUGCACGAUGUGGGGCUGGGAGAUGUUCCUGGGGUGCCCUGAGCCGCCCCCCAUUGUGCAGGCACCCCUGGGGAGGGGACGAGGUGCCCUCCUGGCCACCAAUAAAGUCACCCUGGUAUUUAUCCCCGUCCUGUUCCUGCUUGAACCCACUGAUCCCAACUCGGAGGACCUUUGGGUUUCCCCUGGGAUGAGGAGGGUGGUGCUGGAGGUGCUCAGUUCCCCCGAGUAUGGUUUGGGGACAGGAUGGUCCCCAUGGCUGCUCGUUGAUCCUGAGAAAAUGGAGCUGAGUGGGGCACAAAGGGUUUCUGGGGGCCAACACCCGAUUUCAGCUGCUCCCAGUGGAGACUUUUCCAAGGGCUUGACCUGAGCAAAGUUCCUGGUCCUGGGAAGCGUUCAUGAGGUGCUGAGCUUGGUGUUGUCCUUGUGAAGAGGCUCCCGGAGGUCAGCUCUACACAGGGAGGUGUGAAGAGCCACGUCCAUGGCCCCUAAGAGCUUCCUAGGGCUUUAUCUAAGUGGUGUCCAGCAAGGAGAGGUGAUGAUGAGCAGCAAAAAGCACCCACAGCCCCAAGAUGGGACCCAGCUCUGGGUCCUCCAGACCCAAACACGGGCAUGGGAUGCUGGCAGGGGCAGAGACGUGCUCCUGUCCUGCUCCGAUGUGAGUCCUCUA